AUGACAAGCACUCAUAUCUUGAAUUUGUAUGAACUUUAUGUCUUACCCAACCUGAGCACCGUCAAGAACGACAAGAAAAAGUUGGCUUGUAUCGGUUCUGCUAUUGCCGCUACUUUGCUUUAUAGCCUUUACAGAAAGAUUUCUUUGCCUCCCGCCGGUAUUCGCGCUAUUCCUAGAGUCAACAUUUUUACUUAUAUGGCAUCCGUCCUUCGAGGUGAUGAUGCUCAUUAUCAGCUUAAGCACAUGUAUGCUCCUUUGAUUGCUAAAGCAAACGGUGUAUAUGUGAGACCCAAUCGUUGUGGUUGGUCCGUUUAUGUCGCUGACCCUGCCGAUAUCAGAUAUGUCUAUUCUAAAGCAGAAAUUUUCCCCAAGGCACCAAACUCUAUUGGUGAGCCCAACACUUUAUUAAGUGCUAUGAUUCGUAGUCCUAGUAUUGUCACCACAAUUGGCGAGAGUUGGAAGGUUCACAAGAAGGCUGCUCAUCCUGCUUUUUAUCGUGCUAUGCCCGUCAACCUCUUUGGAAGUUUAGUUCAACAAGUAUUCGGUGAAAUCGAGAAAGAAAACGGAACCAUCAACAUUUCUGGCUAUGUUGAAAGAUUUAGUUUUGAUGCCAUUACUGCUGCUGGAUUUGGCUACAAUGCCAACGCAAUUGGUGACAAGAACAGUGAAUGGGUUGGUUAUUAUACUGCUUUAUCCAAGGGAGCUUUCGAUCCAUUUUUCUUUUUGUUCCCCAUCUUUGAUACCACACUCCGAUGGAUGUUUCCCUCUCGUAUGCACCUUCAUAAGAUUUUGGAAGUCUUUUUAGGAAAGAUUACUCAAAUUAUUGUCGAUAAGCGUGAGAUGAUUGCUAAAGGUGGUGCUAGUUCUUUGGGUGAAAAUGAAAAGGAUCUCUGUACAUUAAUGAUUGAGGCUGAGGAAGGCGAAGGUGGUGUUUUAACAAAUGCUGAAAUGAUGAAUGAUCUUUUGACUUUUGUCUUUGCUGGACAUGAUACCACUGCAAACGCUAUGGCAUCUGCUAUGUAUUAUCUUGCUACCCAUAAAGACAUUCAACAAAAACUUCGUGAGGAAGUCAUUGAAUUCUUGGGUGAUGCUCCCGAAGAUGUUAUUCCUACCGUUGAACAAACAAAAACUAUGACCUAUUUAAACAUGGUGAUCAAAGAGACUCUCCGUAUUAUGGGUCCUGCCGUGUGGGGUCACCCCCGUAUUGCUGCUGAGGACACUGAACUUGGCGGAUUUUCCAUUCCUAAGGGUACAAUUAUUAUCACUGACGUUAUUGGUGUCCAACAUGAUGAAAGAAUCUGGGAGGAGCCUUACAAAUUUGACCCUGAGCGUUUCAACCCCGAUAUUGAGGACCCCACUAAGCGUACAACCAAUGCUUGGUUCCCAUUCGGUAGUGGCCAACGUCAAUGUAUUGGUUUGAACAUGACUAUGACCGAGCAACGUGUGGUUUUGGCCAUGAUGGUGAGAAAAUACGAAUUCUGUUUACCCAAGGACUCUAUUCAUAAGGAUGGUAUGAUCAUUGCAGGCAUGGAUCUUAUCGGCCCUAAAGAACUUGUUCUCGAUUUCACUAAGCGCUACUAG
Messenger RNA from Mucor mucedo, 1581 nucleotides. Its product is annotated as cytochrome P450. The record is from RefSeq and is a predicted model, not a curated record. The transcript is spliced from 8 exons. The coding region runs from base 1 to 1581 and encodes 526 amino acids. Gene Ontology annotation, molecular function: iron ion binding; heme binding; oxidoreductase activity, acting on paired donors, with incorporation or reduction of molecular oxygen. Lineage: Eukaryota; Fungi; Mucoromycota; Mucoromycetes; Mucorales; Mucoraceae.